AUGUCUCAUCCAUCAAGAUUGAAGCAACCCAAACAUCGCUAUUUAAUGCAAAAGCUACGUGUUGUGGAGGCAACAAAAUGGGAUCGUCCUUUUCGUAAAUCGAAGGAAUACUGGAAGAAGUUUUGCGACGAUGAAGAGAAAAGAUUAAUUAGAGUAAGAAACUCAUUUCCAAAAUCAUCCUACCUUCCUAUCAUUCCUAUUUUGCGCGAUUUUAAAACAGACGUUCGCGAUAUCACAGAUUCUUCCAUUCCUCGAAGGUUCGAUGAAAACGUACUUCUCGUAGAUUCGAAAUCCUUCGAAGCGCCGGAUAUCUCUUCAACAAGAGACGAAAAUUUUAUUUCUAAUGCUAGAGAGCCAAUAGUUAAAAUCUCUCCUCCCACCCCAAAGAAACCAUCAAAAAAUGACGCAAUUACAAUCGCUAGGACAAAUGCAGAGGAACAACAUACGCUUGUUACUAUUCAAAAUAAAUCUAGAAUCAAAAAAGUAGAUUCGUAUAAAGAACCAGAAUCGCUUGAUGUUUCUUCCAAAAAUUCUAUCAUACCACAUGACGGAUUGAGAGAUGGAAGAAUAUAUUCAAAGAGGACGUGUCCUUUUCAUAGAUAUGAACCCGUGGUGAAAAUUUUUGACGACGAUAUCAAAAGAUAUUUGACGGAAGAUCCGAGAGCAAACGUGUCGCUGGGAGAAAAAUUGAACAAAUUGCCACAUGUGCAGGAUGCGUCUAAAUAUGAUAAAGAUAAGAACAGAAUAACUUCUAUCGAGAGUAAGAAGAUCAAAAGGAUUACUGUUCCACAAAAGACGUUGGAGUAUUAUCUGGACAAUGCUGUUGAUUUAAGUGAUACAAGUGGAACUACAGAGGUCAAAUCUAAAAAUAAGAAAAAUUAUAUACUCGACAAACAAUACAAUUUCAGAUCUGACGUUUAUACAUCGAAAUUUAAAUUUUCUUCUGGCAAAACAAAGUCUACAAAAGAGAUAAAGUCCAUGGAUGGUUUAAAAAUUGCAUCGUCGUUUCCAAAAUCGUUUCAACCCCGAAAUAGAGUUAAAAGAACAUCUAGCAAAGUAAUAAAUCAAUCGUCGAAUUUACAGACUCUUAAAAUUCGGGAAAAGCUUAUCGAUAAAUCAGAAUGA
Molecule: messenger RNA, 1125 nt
Organism: Trachymyrmex septentrionalis
Lineage: Eukaryota; Metazoa; Arthropoda; Insecta; Hymenoptera; Formicidae
Exons: 2
Coding region: 1-1125 (374 amino acids)
Source: RefSeq, a predicted model, not a curated record